Molecule: messenger RNA, 1956 nt
Organism: Coffea eugenioides
Lineage: Eukaryota; Viridiplantae; Streptophyta; Magnoliopsida; Gentianales; Rubiaceae
Product: seipin-2-like
Exons: 2
Coding region: 205-1830 (541 amino acids)
Biological process (GO): lipid storage; lipid droplet organization
Cellular component (GO): endoplasmic reticulum membrane
Source: RefSeq, a predicted model, not a curated record
ACUUUUCCAAGAAAAAAAAAAAUCCCCCUUCCUUUCCUUUUUUAUUUUUUCUGGACAUUUCAUCUUCUCCUUCUCCAUUCCUGUGCCAAACCCUAAUAAUUCCACUGGGGGAAAAAGAAAAGAAAAGAAAAGAAAAAUCUCAAAAUUGGUAUAUUCGCCGAGAUAAAUACGUAGGUUGAUAGAUACAUUUCUUUUCUUGUACGAAUGCCUAUUGCAAUGGAGGAGGGGAAAUCCUGCAAUGAAAACGGCUACGUAGAAAAAGGAAAAGAAGAAGAAUUUCUUGAUGCUUGUGAUGAAUUCCCAUUCUACGAUUGCGUAGAAUCUCUUCCCGGACGGAUUGAGUCCGAUGCUGACGUGUCAUCAUCAUCAUCUGUUUCAGGUGUUACUCUUGACACCAAGCCCUCGCCGGAGAAACCGUCUCCGGUGAGUCUCCGUCGCAGGAGAUUCACUUCCCGGAAGGACUCGGUAAGUUUUGAGAAGAAUAAUGUUACUUCUGGAGAUGCUAUGCUUAGAUUUUCUGAGAAGUUGAAGGAGAAUGGGGAGAAAGAUGGAAUUUUUUCUCGAAAUUCGGAGAAAAUAGAUGAAAUUAGGCAUAGUUUGAGAUCGGGAAAAGUUGAAAAUGGUGAAAGUGAGGUUUUUGAUGGGGAAAGUAAGGCUAAUUCGAUGAUUUCAUACACGAAUAAUGAAAGAGAUGAUGAGUAUUUUGAAGAAAAUUCGGGGUUAAGCAGAACGCACGAAGGGGAUUCGAGUUUUUUGAUGGUUCUAGUUCGUUUAGUAAUAAAAGCAAUUGGGUUUCAAUUCAGUUUGUUGUUUAGUUUCUUUACUUUUCCAGUAUGGGCUAUUUAUACCUCAUACAUGUUCGUAAUGGAUCCUUUUGGUUAUAUGAAGCGAGGGAGACAGUAUGUGAUUCGAAAAGCACUGAGAAUUUUGGGUAAUUUCUUUGGGAAUGUUUCAUCAUUUGUCAAUGAAUGGUUUAGACAGCAUAAAUCGUUGUUGGAGUUGGGUUUGAAGUUUGUAUGGGGACUGUUGUGGUCGGUUUAUGUAUGUGUUGUUUUGGUCGUAUUGUUGGUAUCCGCGUUUGUUGUGGGAGGUAUAUUGAUGAAUGCUGCGGUGGAGGAACCAGUUAGAAUAAAGGAAAUUUUGAAUUUUGAUUAUACACAGAAGAGUCCAAUAGCAUAUGUGCCGAUAAUAGGGUGUCCUGGUCCAGAUUGUGGGAUACAGUCUAGUGAAAACUUCGAUGUUUUGAAGUUUGACGGAAUGCGUGUUAUACCUCUUGAUCAUAAGUUGCAGGUUACUGUUUCACUGACAUUGCCCGAGUCUGACUACAAUCGGAAUCUUGGGAUCUUUCAGGUCAGAGUGGAUUUUCUUGAUCCUGAUGGUAAAGCUCUUGCAAGCUCUAGGCAGCCCUGCAUGCUGCCGUUUAAAAGCAGGCCUAUUCGCAUCUUAUUAACUUUUCUCAAAGUUGCUCCGCUCCUUACUGGCUAUACAUCUGAGUCCCAAGAUUUGAUCAUAAAGUUUAAAGGUUUUACUGAAGGUGGUAGACCAACUUCCUGCUUAAGGGUGACUAUUGAACAACGGGCUCAAUUUGCGCAUGGUGCAGGCGUUCCUGAAAUAUAUGCUGCAUCUCUAACACUGGAAUCAGAACAACCUCUACUGAAAAGAAUUGUAUGGUACUGGAGAAGAACAUUGUUUAUCUGGGUUAGCAUGACAGUAUUUACAGUUGAGUUGCUCUUUACUCUUCUCUGCUGCAACUCUAUAAUCAUCCCAAGAGUAAAUCUGGGUCGUACUAGAAAUGGUCCACUACAAAACAGUGAUUCAAUUCAAAGUUAGCUGGGUGCAUGAUUUUGGCUAAUUUGGCAAUGUUGUUAAAGAUAGAAUUUUUUUUAAGUGUUGUGAUUGACAGGUUCGAAUCUGUUUGUAUAUGGUAACGGGCAAGUAAAAGGUAGCUUUAAUAAA